AUGAAUCGCGAGGCUUUGAGGAAUGAAAGUUAUGAAGUCGAUGAAUGUACUACAAAGAAGCAAACCAUAAAGAAUCAGAAUUUUGGACGCCAGAGAUAG
Brugia malayi is the source of this 99-nucleotide messenger RNA. RefSeq lists its product as uncharacterized. The transcript has 2 exons. The record is from RefSeq and is a predicted model, not a curated record. Bases 1 to 99 code for a protein of 32 amino acids. Lineage: Eukaryota; Metazoa; Nematoda; Chromadorea; Rhabditida; Onchocercidae.